UCUAAAUUAAAAUGGGCAAUUCUAAAAACAAAUUUGGUCAGUACCAAAAAUCGUGAAUUUUCUGUACUAUUCGUAUAUGUAAUAUUGUUUAAUUUAAUUAUGUAUUUUAUUUAAUAUUUUUUGAUUGGUUUUUAAUAUUUGUUGUACUAUCUUCUGUAGCAUAUGCAUCAAAGAUAUUCAUAAUUUAAUUGGCGCAGACGUAGAUUUAAAAGAAUUUUUAUUGGAGUAUGAUGAAUUGAUAUCAAUGGAAAAUUAUCUGAAUUACGAAAAAUGAACCUUAUUAAACUAGUAAAAACAUUAUGUGGCUCAAAACAUUUUCUGUGUUUGUACAAUGUUGGUGAAAGUGGCAGCUGCUAAACAUCAUAGUGCUGAUGUUGAACGUUUGAUAUGUGCCAGCAACUUAUUAAAAUCACCAUUACGCUCAACUAUGAAUAUUGAGACGGAAAAUUUGAGCUUACGAGUAUAUAUAAAUUAUAAUAUGCCACCAUUAUACGGUUGGGAAGCUAGGGACACAGUUUACCAUUGGAUGUCUAAAAUGAAACAUCGAGUCCUUAAAAGAAUGAAAGGAAAGGAACAAUGUUAUUUUGGUGGAGUUUUCUUUGAAGUAUCUGGUAAAAACAAAAUUAUCGAUAGUGAAGAUAGCGAAGACACUGAAGAUAAAAACAAUUUUUAAUCUGUUAUUAUUAUAAAUAAAUUGUAAUA
This is a messenger RNA of Acyrthosiphon pisum (pea aphid), 702 nucleotides long. RefSeq lists its product as uncharacterized. NCBI's taxonomy places the organism in Eukaryota, Metazoa, Arthropoda, Insecta, Hemiptera, Aphididae. The transcript has a single exon. Bases 332 to 673 code for a protein of 113 amino acids. The record is from RefSeq and is a predicted model, not a curated record.